Pyricularia oryzae 70-15 is the source of this 1857-nucleotide messenger RNA. RefSeq lists its product as uncharacterized. Gene Ontology annotation, molecular function: ATP binding; ATP-dependent protein folding chaperone. Lineage: Eukaryota; Fungi; Ascomycota; Sordariomycetes; Magnaporthales; Pyriculariaceae. The coding region runs from base 1 to 1857 and encodes 618 amino acids. The transcript is spliced from 8 exons. The record is from RefSeq and is a predicted model, not a curated record.
AUGUCAAGGCGCGAAGCCUACAAGCAGGUGAGACUGAUUCUGGGGCUUGAUUUUGGAACGACUUUCUCAGACCCAGCCAUUUGCUUCGCCACCAGCAACACGACUGAUCUCGGGGAGAUUUACACAUUCACAGCUUGGCCCGGUAGCUGUGAACAAGCUGGCGAACACCAUGUGAAAACACCGUCACGUAUUGCAUACGCUAGGGAGAACACGGGCAAUAGCGAGAACGACGCCUUGACUUCGGAUGUGACUGGAUAUGAGGUCGAAGCUGGAUACCGCUCCUACAGCUGGUUCAAGCUUCUUCUUGAUGGGACCGCACUAUCCUCGGAGUAUGAUGAUCCUGAGCUCAAGCUGGGGCGGUCAGAAGGGCUUAUGUGCCUCCCUGCUGACAAGUCCGCCAAGGAUGUAACCACUGACUACCUUCGCGGUCUGUACCAGACGUGCCAAGAAAGACUUAAUCGAACCUUUGGGAAUGGGAGACUGGCCUCCCAGCUGCGAUAUCCUGUCGACGUCUGGCUGACCGUACCCGCAACCUGGUCUGACAAGGCCAAACUUCUUACCCAAAGAGCAGCCAAGGACGCAGGCUUUGCUAGUCACCCGGGUGACCGAAUGUUUAUCAUUGCCGAGCCCGAGGCCGCAGCGCUGGCAGCACUGAAAGCUACUAUUUCAAAAGUUGACGAUCUCGUCCAGGUUGGAGAUCAUGUUCUCAUCUGCGACUGUGGCGGCGGUACAGUAGACAUCACCACUUACAAUGUUCUGUCGACCAAACCAACAUUGGAGCUCGAGGAGCUGCUAGUGGGCAUUGGUGCCAAGUGUGGUUCGACAACCAUCGAUCGCAACAUAUACAAGCUGAUGGUAGAACGGUUCGGGGAUGCCUUCACAAGUCUUGAUGGUCGUUGUACGGGCCUUGGCAGCUAUUUUAUGUCCACGUUGGAGAACUUCAAGAAGGGUUUCAGCCUUGCAAGGGCCAAGAAGCGCCCCAGCCGCAUCCCCCUCAAGAUGCGAAAUGUGCCGGCAGAGGCGAUCGCCAGCAAUCAUUACGAUGCAGACUUGGACGCGGUCCUUUUGAGCGCUGAUGAUAUGAAGAAUCUCUUCGAUCCUGUCAUUGACAAUAUUUGCGGCCUUCUUGGCGAUCAAAUCACUAAAGCCCAAGAGGACGUGAAGGAGGACGUGGAGGGCAAAAGAAUGAAGGUCAUCCUGGUGGGCGGCUUUGCCUCAUCGCCUUACUUGUGCGAGAGACUCGAGGCUUUUCUGGAGGAUAGGAACGCGACUCUGGCUACGCCUAUGAAGGAUGCCUGGUCGGCUAUAGCUCGGGGCGCCGUCAUCAGGGGCCUCGAGGGAGAGAUUGUGAAACAGCGCAAAUGUCGCCGCCAUUAUGGCGUUAGUUUUUCCCAUCCUUACGAAUGCAGCCACCAUAACGGCUUCAAUACGUCUUUGCGUAGAACUUACAUGUCUCUCUUUACUGGCAAAGAGUACCUCACCGGUUUUCUGACAUGGAAGGUAGACAAGGGGUCAGUUGUGACUGAACAGACGGAGAUUCAACACAGAUUCACGUCGUCAUGGACAGGAGAUGAUCAUAACUCAUAUAGGCUCGAUCUAUAUUCUUGUGGUGCGGAUUCUCCGCCCGAGACGAUUGAAUGCACCGAUGCGGAAAAGGUUGGUUCCAUCACAUACGAUCUUGAAGAUUUGGACACCAGCCAGCUGCAAUGCAAGAUUGAGCCCGACGGAACGCGCCGGUAUCAAGCCCACUUGACGAUGGUCAUUCGCAUGGGCGACGCUGCCGGGUUGCUGACUUUCAAGGUCUUUUGCCAAGGCUCAGAGGUUGGAAGCGCCCAUCUGGACAUCUCUAGCGACUGA